AGAGAGAGAGAGAGAGCCUUGUCUAGUCUCUUGUGCCAUUUCUUAGCAGCACCAAUGUCACUACUGCCAUUUGGGAGGAGAAUAGGGAAAGUAAGAUGGGCAUCUUGGUGGAGUGGCAAUUGGGAAAACAAAUGGGUUGUGCAUGUGUAUAUUUGUGUCUGCAUGUACUAUGUGACUUAUGAGUCUUUGUAACGACAUUAUUAAUGCAUGCACUAGAUGAAUUCAUAUCCAUUUCAUCAACUACAUCUUCCAAUCUUUUAUUUUUACUGUCUUAUCCUUUUGAAAACUCUGUCAUUGGACCUGUUCAAAUUAUUAGUUAUAUCCAUCGUUUUGGAACACCUUCAAAUUUUUGAUAAAUGUUAGAUCUUUUUGUUUCUAAUCAUGCAUUUGCACAUGGAUAACUGUGUGUGCAAUCAGGUAGGAAAUCUUGUGUUCUGGUAUGGACCGACCUACACCGGAUACUGAUUAUAGGGAUUUGGAUUGAACCUAGGAUACACAAAUAUCUUCAAAUUGUAUCCCAACAUAGUAUUUGGUAUGUAUUGGACACUGGCAUUCAUGAAACAGGAUUAAAUACAUGUCAGAUACUUAUUCUAAGUUAUGAAGCAUAGGUAUGGAUGUGAGAUACAGAUAUUACACUACAGAAUACUCGUAAUAGGAACUCUAAAAAGUAGUGUAUGAAACAUCCAUGAUAUAACAUAAAUAAAUUUUUUUAUUUAUGUAAAAAUCAUUUACAAAGAAUGAUGGCAUAUCACAAUAUUAUAGUCCACACUUCAUAUGAUGACACCAGUUUCUACAAACCUCAUAUAAUGCUUACACAAUAUUGCAGAGCAAAACUGACACUCGAUGUAAUAACAUCAACACCAUAAUUGAUCAUCCAUUGUCAAAUGGUCACCUUUGAUCAAACAAGAAGAAAGCGCUCUCCACUCAUCCCUGGAGCAUCCGAGAAGUACCUGAAACAUUUAAAUAAACAAUAAAGAAUGAUACUUAAAAUAAGUAUCUGAGACAUAUUUGAAGUAUCCAUGCUUCCUAGCUGUUAAUUUUGUUAACCAUGAUUUCUAUUUGUCAUCAUGUAUAUUCUUUUUACUAAUUAAGUUGACAUCAGUAUCGGAAUUAACUGUGUUUGGAUGUAGUCAACUAUAUGCCUUGUUCCACCAAGAUGAAGAAGUCUGAAGUCUCUUGAUUAAAAAUAAGCAAAGUCCAAGAAUUACUUCCACAUAUAUGACAUUUUAAGAGGAUAAUCUUUACAUAGAUGGAGUAAAAUCAGAUUACACUGUCUGGUUGUUCUGCCUUCAUAUUGAGAUUUAAGGUGAGAUGGAAGAGAAAAAAAGGAGAUAGGAAAGAAGUGGGAAAGAAAAAGAUAAGGGCAGUCACAUGAUUAGACAGAUAAAUAUUAGAAGUGAAGUGCUGGCCAAGCUUUUAGUUGACGUUUACACUGUCAUCAGGUUGAAUUAAUUUAAUACUGCUAUAUAAUAACUUGAUAUGCUAAACUUGUCAAAGUCUUUAGCUUUGAUCAAUUCAGGGUAUGCCUAAUCUAUUGGCCUUGGCUCAUUGUUUUGCCCACCAUUCUGAUUAAAUCAUGGGCUUGGUAAAUCAAUCUAUAAUCAUAAACUUAAGUCCACCAUCUACGGGCAAGGAAAAUUUAGUGUAAUGGAAGAUGAAGAUGAAGUGGGAAUGGUUAGAGUUGAAUUACAUAGAAAAUUGUUCAUCUUGUGCAUAUUUGUUUUUGUUCCCUUCAUGUUCCUCCAAGGCUGCUUUUCACUUAUUGCAAUUAUAUAACAUGAAAACAAGGAUCUCUUUUGACAAAUUUUAAUGUUAUUCAUUUCAGGUGCUCGCUAAGGAGCUCAUACUUGCAGUAACUUGAGCUUCCCUUCUUAGGUUGUCUUAAUGUGACUGAAUUAGCCGACUGGUUUUUAUCCAGAUACCCUUUAUGAGGCUUGAUGUAUUAUCUCUCAAUGAUGAUAAGGGUGUCAUGAUCCUUUAUGCAUCUAGCAUGCACUUGCAUAUGUUAACAUGCAAUGGACCAAAAAUUAUCGAUAAAUACUAACAUUUGAAGAUUCUAUAUUUGUACUUUUGCAUUGAGAGCUUAACAUGUUUAGCACAUAGAUUUGUUUAGGUUGAUAAGAUUAAGGUAUGUCUUUGAUGGCUGCUGUGCCUGAUUUCAUUGUGAAUUUGUGGACUUACCUGUUUGUUAGUUAUAUAUAGCUCCUGAGGUUAAUGUUGUUUUUGACUCUGUAAUUUUUGACAGGGAUUCAAGCUGACCAGGCAGAGUCUAUGGAGGUCUUCUCCUAGCUGGCAAGUGGUGUCAGCAAACAGGCAUCCUUCUGCCGGGCAGUUCAUGUCUAUGCAUCAAAGCCUUGGAGUACAGCUUGCACAGCUUGGCCGAGACGCCUCGGCAGCAGGAGCAGCUCGUCGCAUUUCUGCUCAAAGGAGGAAUGUGGAAAUAGAAUCAGUUGCAGCAGCUGGAAAACCUGAGAAAAAAGAAGUGGUGAAGAAGUACUUCCGUCUAGAGUUUCUAGAGAAGGAGCGAGAAGAAUUAGAUGAAGAUCUUGAUUUUAGGGCUCUCGAAAAUGGCUUU
Messenger RNA from Elaeis guineensis (African oil palm), 2575 nucleotides. Lineage: Eukaryota; Viridiplantae; Streptophyta; Magnoliopsida; Arecales; Arecaceae. The record is from RefSeq and is a predicted model, not a curated record.